AUGUACCAGGAGGUCUCAGUGCGUCGGGUACGGAGUCUCCGUGGAAACAUCAUGGCUAUGGCGCAUACCUUGGUGGAGCUGCUCCGGACAACGGAUCAUGACCAGAACAUGCGGCAGGACUGCCACAACGAGUUGCAGGCUGCCAUCGGAAACAUCGAGGCAGAGUUUGACAAGCAGGGGCAGGAGUACGAACUUCAUUCGAAGACGCACUACAAGAACGUGGUGCGCCUUUGUGAGGAAUCGCGUAUGGAUGCCUUGAAGUCUGCUGUUGCCGCUCUUGCUUCUGGCGCGGCCGCGGCAUGUUCCUUGGUUGCCCUUCGGCUUGCUUGGGUUUCCUGUCGACCGGAGCACUUGGCACGAGUCGUCUUUGGGCAGAAUUGGUACAGGCCGAGUAAGGUCGUCGCCCGAAGUGGAGACGUGCUGUGGGUGAAGAUGACCAAAGCGGCGGGCGGUCCAAAGCGACAUGUCUUGUGGCUCUUGAGGCAGUUGAUGCGUACCUCGGCGGGCGCACUCCUCGCGGCUCGCGUGCGGAAUUGCCAUCUUGUGGUCGCGCUGGUGUGCUCAGAGAAGCAAGGAGAGUGGCGCCGAGGCACAGGCCGAGUCGCUUGUGAAAGUCGAGAUGGAGCAACACCAGGCCAUGUGGCAAGGUGCCAGGAUGGCGGUGGACGCCGUCAAAGACAGCGCCGAUCGGCUUGCCAGUCCGACGCCCGGCGAACGGAGCGUCGGCAGACAUUGACAAAGCAGAUGCUGCAAGAACUCUGGACCAUGAGCAUGACGACUGAUGAGAUGAUUGUGUGGAUGUCUCAACGAGGAUGCUUUCCACCCACUCGGUGCGCAACAUGGUCUCGCCGGGUCGCUAGGACAAGAUCCUCGGGGCCUUUGAGGAGAUUACAAGAACUCUGCCGAAGCCUUCUCUCGGAGGGGCAUAAUCUUCGGGCUCCUAAGCCCAAAAACCCUGGGCAAAGGUUGGUGGGAGUGUGUUUCGCAGGCCCGAAGCCAUGGAGGUGA
This is a messenger RNA of Symbiodinium natans, 1008 nucleotides long. The record is from the annotation of a GenBank genome assembly. NCBI's taxonomy places the organism in Eukaryota, Dinophyceae, Suessiales, Symbiodiniaceae.